GCAAAACAACGCGCGUCGUCAUUAUGGCAUAGCGAUUCGAGCAGACUUCCGCACAGCACGCAUGGCUUCCUUCAACCAUGAACGCGUCGGACACGCGUUGGACGAGCUGCUGCAGCGCAUCGUGCCCGACGACCCCAAUGACGACGAGGAAGCUGCCGAGCAGCGCCUCCAAGAUGCCUACGAACAAUCGAUGCACCAGCUGAUUGUGGCCGGCGAGCCGGAAGCCGUGCCAGAUAUUCGCCACAUUGCGAGCCUGUUGGAAGCGAAGGUUGCCGGACCAGGCCAGGACCCCCACCGGAGCGCCCGCCUGCACAACCUCCUCGGACGGCUCGAGGACCAGCCAGUACUAAACGAAAAGUGGCGCAUGCUCUACUUCCUCCACGAGCUCUCCGAUCUGCCAAUUCCUGGACAACAGAACCCUUCGUUCGACUCUUCGCGCAGCCGCUCGCGUGGUCCCACCACUCCGUCCAAGCACCAGUCAUCUGCACCGGCAUACGACAACCCAGCGUUCGGCGAAGCCUUUGCCAAGCAAGGCCUGCCACAGUACCCAGCUCACGAGCCUUCACCGAAGAACCUUACCCGGACUGAAGACAAGCCGGAGAAGCGCAGGGAGCGCCGGACGCAGGAGGCAAGCAAGGAGCAAGCACAGGAGGCAGCCCAGUCAGAAAAAGUGAGCAUGGGCCCGUCGGAAACAGACCUGCUCCGCGACCUGCCCUUUACACUCCAAGGCCUGUCGUCCUCGAAACUCGUAUUCUCAUCCUCGACUACAUUGAAGCUGCCUGCGAACCUGCCGGUGCCCAUCGUCGGAUUGCUGCACACUCUCGCCGAGCCAGCCGUCUUGUACAAAGGACUUGCAGAGUUUGUCGAGUCAAGCGAGGGGGAUCUGAUCGGACAGAGCUUCCGUUCAGCACUAGGCAAGGAGCUACGUGCGUACCUGGGACUCGUCGCGACUUUGGAAGGGCAGAUCAGAAGAGCACUGACUCAACUAGCCGAGAGCCCUGCCCAUCAAGCUGUCAGCAAGGCCGGGGUGACGCUCAAGCGAUGUGUCAUCUGGACCCGCGACGCGACCAUGGGUCUGCGACUUAUGAGUCUCAUGGUUGAGCAGUCCAAGACUCUGAAAGGUGGACAGCUUAUUUCCCUCAUACAUUCCUUCUCGCUUAACCAUGGAGACCCGUAUGUUAUGUCCUUCGCCGAACGCCUUCUGUCAGAUGUCACACGACCUUUCUACGACAUGUUACGACAAUGGGUGUACGACGGCGAACUGUCAGAUCCCUUCGGUGAGUUCUUUGUCUCCGAACAGAACGAAGACGAGAUGAUGGACAUGCACGAUCAAGGGAAAGGCGGAGCAACCAGCGUUUGGGAGGACAAGUACAAGCUCAACAGCAAAAUGGUACCGACCAUAGUCGCAGACGAUUUCGCAAGGAGGGUUUUCCUCAUCGGCAAAACACUCAACUUCAUACGAUAUGGCUGCGGUGACGCCAAUUGGGUGGACACAUAUUCUAAAGAAGCAUCCAAAGAGCUGCACUACGGCGACACAGCGAACCUCGAACGUUCCAUUGGCGAUGCGUACAAGACGACCAUGGCGCGCUUGAUUGAGCUCAUGGGCAACAAGUUCAAACUCUUUGAUCACCUGCAGGCGUUGAAGUCGUACAUGCUGCUUGGCGCAGGGGACUUCAUCGCUGUUCUCAUGGAGUCUUUAGCAUCGAACCUCGAUCGUCCUGCCAACACACAAUACCGGCAUACUCUAACAGCACAGUUGGAGCAUGCUGUGCGCAACUCAAACGCACAAUACGACACUGCGGAUGUCCUGCGAAGACUUGACUCUCGUAUGCUGGAGCUCUCACAUGGCGAGAUUGGAUGGGACGUUUUCACACUCGAGUAUAAGAUCGACGCUCCUGUUGAUGUGAUCGUGACACCAUACGGCUCAAAACAAUACUUGAAGGUCUUUAACUUCUUGUGGCGCGUAAAGCGAGUCGAAUUUGCCCUUGACUCAACGUGGCGGCGCUGUACGACUGGGGCUCGUGGCGUGCUUGGUGUCGUUGAUGACAAGUUCGGCAAAGACUGGAAGAAGGCGCGGAUUGCAAUGGCCGAGAUGGUUCACUUUGUCAACCAACUCCAACAUUACAUCCUUUUCGAAGUCAUUGAGUCAUCUUGGAUUGACCUCCAAAAGGCUCUGAACAAACCAGAAAGCACCCUGGACGACAUGAUUGACGCGCACGCCAAAUACUUGAACAACAUCACAAGGAAGGGUCUGUUGGGCAGCCAAAGCAUCGACUUCACCGGGCAGUUACACGAGCUGCUCAAAACCAUGCUCGCGUACAAGGAUGUUGUCGACAGUCUAUAUUCCUUUUCUGUCGCAGAGUUCACCCGCCGCCAAGAGGCUGCUGCAAAGAUCGAAACACGCACAGCAGCAGGGCGAUGGGGCCUUUCCGAGCGAGAUGGCUCGCGCACAUCUACACCAGACGCAUUUGCAGCAUCACGCGCUGCGUCGCGACAGGAUGCAGAAUCUCCCUUCCCUCCGCCUCUACUUAGAGUUGGAAACGGCGGGUCUGGUGAAGACGACGUGCUACCUGCACUGCGACAGCGUCUGGCACAUCUGGCUGCAGACUUCCAAGCUAGGAUAUGUUUGCUCUUGGGUGAUCUCGUGCACUCACCGGAUGGAGAGCUUAAGAUGCUGGCUGUCAACAUCAAUUUCAACGAUGUGUAUAAGCCAGAGCGUAGACGAAGGAAGAGCGAGAAGAAGCGGGAGAAAGAGAAGGAAACACCGGCCCCUUCGAAAACCACUGUCGCGACUUAGAGACUCCGACGGGCUCGGCGAUCUGAUUUGCGAGCGAAGGAACGCGCAACGAAGCGAGGUGAAUUGGAGGCUGCUGUUGCUUGUACUGGGGCUGAGGCACUUCAGCAUCUGGAAGAUGCAGGAUUGCAGAUCUGAGGCUCGUUGAACAACAUUGAUACCCAAGUUACGACCAGAACAGGUGCAUCUUGAAAGAGGGAGCACGAUGACGUCGAAACGUCAACAUUCAAUUUCAGGCUCUUGAGAAUUUCCAUAGUUCACGAUACCAUGAUUCUGAUGUUGAUACGUCGAAUUAGAAAUCCUAGCUUCGU
Molecule: messenger RNA, 3105 nt
Organism: Boeremia exigua
Lineage: Eukaryota; Fungi; Ascomycota; Dothideomycetes; Pleosporales; Didymellaceae
Product: Spc98 family-domain-containing protein
Exons: 2
Coding region: 62-2797 (911 amino acids)
Biological process (GO): cytoplasmic microtubule organization; spindle assembly; microtubule nucleation
Cellular component (GO): mitotic spindle pole body; gamma-tubulin small complex; equatorial microtubule organizing center
Molecular function (GO): microtubule minus-end binding; gamma-tubulin binding
Source: RefSeq, a predicted model, not a curated record